UUACUAAUUUCCUUUUCCAUACGUGUCUCUGUUUUGUUUGGAACAUAGGAUUUCGGUCUGGUCUCGAAUCCACGCAUCAAUGGCCGCUUCGAUUUCUAGUUCCUGGACUACCUUGCAGAACCAUGGAGAGAUAUCGGCUACGCAGGAAAAGAAAUUCAUUCCAAGUGGUGCUUCGAGGUUCCCCCAUGGUUUCAGGGCCACUUUCCAAAGUUACCAGUCGAUCAAAGGGCUGCCACCUCUGGUUUCACUUCGUUCCAAUGGAAACGCCGAAAGGAGGGGACUCUUCGUAAAUUGCCAUAUUUUCGGCGAAUUGGAACUCGGGAACACUAACGACCGUUGCUCUGAUAAGGACAAGCACUUCGUUAGCUGGUUUCGGGAAGCUUGGCCCUAUUUUAGGGCGCAUAGAGGCAGCACCUUCGUUGUCAUUAUUUCCGGAGAAAUUGUCGAUACUCCCUCCUACUUGGAACCCAUUCUAAAGGAUAUCUCUCUCCUUCAUGGUCUGGGGAUCAGAUUUGUUCUUGUUCCUGGGACUCAUGUGCAAAUUGACAAGCUUUUGGCUGAAAGAGGAAGUGAGGCCAAGUAUGUUGGUCGAUACCGAAUUACAGACCCUCACUCUCUGGAAGCAGCAAUGGAGGCAGCUGGGAGAAUCCGUAUUUUGAUAGAAGCAAUGCUUUCUCCUGGACCCUCAAUAUGCAGUAUUCGUCGACAUGGUGAUAAUAGUCGUUGGCAUGAUGUUGGUGUUAGUGUUGCAAGUGGUAAUUUUCUUGCAGCUAAGAAACGAGGAGUUGUUAAUGGCAUCGACUUUGGAGCGACUGGUGAAGUAAAGAAAGUUGAUGUUUCUCGUAUACGUGAGAGGCUUGAUGGAGAUUGUAUAGUAGUAUUAAGCAAUCUCGGUUAUUCCAGCUCUGGGGAAGUUUUAAAUUGCAACACUUAUGAAGUUGCUACUGCUUGUGCCUUAGCUAUUGGAGCAGAGAAACUCAUUUGCAUUGUAGAUGGACCAAUCUUAGAUGAAAAUGGACGGCUUAUUCGUUUCAUGACCCUACAAGAUGCGGACAUGUUGAUCCGCAACCGAGCUAAGCAAAGUGAAAUAGCUGCAAACUAUGUAAAGGCUGUUUGUGAAGAAGAUAUUUCUAGAUCUGGAUAUAUUGAUUCUAAUGGGAUGAGUCUUCAUCAUCAGAAUGGGAGUUUCAGUAAAAAAAAUAAUGCAACGUUUCAUAAUGGUGUUGGUUUUGACAAUGGGAAUGGACUGUGGUCUGGUGAACAAGGAUUUGCUAUUGGAGGUGAGGAACGGUUGAGUAGAUUAAAUGGUUACCUUUCAGAGCUGGCUGCUGCAGCUUUUGUUUGCAGAGGUGGUGUUCGAAGAGUUCAUUUACUAGAUGGCACCAUUGGUGGAGUUUUGCUAUUAGAGUUGUUUCAAAGAGAUGGAAUGGGGACUAUGGUGGCUAGUGAUCUUUAUGAAGGAACACGAGCGGCUGCAGUGAUGGAUAUCCAUGGAAUAAAACGAAUUAUAAAGCCUCUGGAAGAUAAUGGGACUUUGGUUCGGAGAACUGAUGAAGAGCUACUAGAAGCGUUGGAUUCAUUCAUUGUUGUGGAGAGAGAAGGUCAAAUUAUUGCAUGUGCUGCUCUUUUUCCUUUCGUUGAAGAGAAGUGUGGAGAAGUUGCUGCUAUUGCUGUGUCUCCUGAGUGCCGUGGAGAAGGGCAUGGGGACAAAUUACUCGAUUACAUUGAGAAGAAGGCAUCAUCCCUUAGGUUGGAGAGGCUUUUUCUGCUUACUACCCGGACUGCGGAUUGGUUUGUGAGGCGCGGCUUCUCAGAGUGUUCCAUUGAGUCUAUUCCUGAAGCAAGGAGGAAAAGGAUAAAUCUCUCCCGUAAAUCAAAAUAUUAUAUGAAGGUGCUGCAGCCAGACAUGAGCGGCAUUACAGUUCAUAGGGAAUUGAAUUGAAAUGGCCAAAAUCAUGAGAUCAUGCUUCUAUUCCCAGUGGUAUGUAGCCCAUUUAGAACUGCUGACUAGUAUAGGAUUUGCUGGAAGAGUCAACAACUGUAGAUGGUAUUUUCAUAGGUAGGUUUCUGAGUGCUGUAACUCCCUCCA
Telopea speciosissima is the source of this 2089-nucleotide messenger RNA. Its product is annotated as probable amino-acid acetyltransferase NAGS2, chloroplastic. NCBI's taxonomy places the organism in Eukaryota, Viridiplantae, Streptophyta, Magnoliopsida, Proteales, Proteaceae. Gene Ontology annotation, cellular component: cytoplasm. Gene Ontology annotation, biological process: L-arginine biosynthetic process. The record is from RefSeq and is a predicted model, not a curated record. The transcript has 10 exons. Bases 80 to 1942 code for a protein of 620 amino acids. Gene Ontology annotation, molecular function: L-glutamate N-acetyltransferase activity, acting on acetyl-CoA as donor.